This is a messenger RNA of Gastrolobium bilobum, 2771 nucleotides long. RefSeq names its product cell division control protein 48 homolog C. Lineage: Eukaryota; Viridiplantae; Streptophyta; Magnoliopsida; Fabales; Fabaceae. Gene Ontology annotation, biological process: ribosome biogenesis. Gene Ontology annotation, molecular function: ATP binding; preribosome binding; RNA binding. The transcript has 10 exons. The record is from RefSeq and is a predicted model, not a curated record. Bases 120 to 2540 code for a protein of 806 amino acids. Gene Ontology annotation, cellular component: nucleus.
AUGAGCCCAAGUCAAUAAGAAGUUAAGAACGAAAGGUUCACUAAACACAACGGUUUUGCUAGGGUUUAUGAGCUGAAUAACAGAGGUGAGAAAUUAGAGAGGGAAGAAGGGUUGAGAAGAUGGGAAGAAGAAACGGUGGAAGGUCAUUGCAAGACACCCUUCGUCGUCGAUUGGAUUCUUGCAAGUUAAAGUAUUCUACCGUUGAUGAACUCGUCACCCAUCUUCGCUCAACUUACCCUGAUUACCAGCGAACGAAGCACCAAACUUUAACUCGAUUUGUUCAGGAAGCUCUUCAAUCGAGCAAAAAGCCCAGUGAUACUUCUAAACUGAAGCAUGACGAAGAUGAUGACAAUGAGGAUCGAAGUGCGUCUCGAAAGAGAAGGAAGAAAAUCGAUGAAGACGAAGACAGAUUGCAAAAGAUGGAAGCAUUACACAUCAGAAGUAGGAUGCGGAUCAAUCAGAUUCAUGGCCCUCCAUCGACAUCCUCUGCUUCAGCUUCGGAGAGCGAAGAAGAUGAGGCUGUUUCUGUGUCGACGUCGGAGGAGGAUGCAGUUUACGCGGAGAAGGUGGAACCUGCUUUUGAUUUGAUGAAAACGAUGUUGCGGAAUUCGUAUGCUGGAACGAAGGUUGUGAUGGAGGAAAAGAACGUUGAAUUGGAGGUUCCUAAUAGUAGUAGGGUCGCUACUCUUGUGAAUGGGGGUGGAGGUGAGGCCAAGUCGACGAGGAAGCAAUCGAGGGGGUCUGUUUCCGACGCACGCAGCGGCGGUAGGGGCAGUGAUGUUGAGGUGAAGGGGAAAGAUGGACCGAAGUUUAGUGAUUUAGGUGGAAUGAAGGAGGUUUUGAAGGAAUUGAAGAUGGAAGUGAUUGUGCCAUUGUUUCAUCCACAAUUGCCUAGAGAGUUAGGGGUGAGGCCAAUAACUGGAAUUUUAUUGCAUGGACCACCUGGCUGUGGAAAGACUAAACUGGCUCAUGCUAUAGCUAAUGAGACUGGUCUUCCAUUUUAUCAGAUUUCAGCUACUGAGGUGAUUUCUGGAGUAUCAGGUGCAUCUGAAGAAAAUAUUAGAGAGCUUUUCUCUAAAGCACACAAGACUGCUCCAUCAAUUGUCUUCAUUGAUGAGAUUGAUGCAAUUGGUUCAAAGAGAGAGAAUUUACAGCGGGAGAUGGAGAAACGAAUUGUGACGCAGUUGAUGACUUGCAUGGAUCAAUCAAACAGGCUUCUGCAACCGGCUGAUGGUUCUGAGAGUUCACAUGAUUGUCCUGGGUAUGUUCUUGUAAUUGGAGCUACGAAUAGACCUGAUGCUGUUGACCCUGCCUUGAGAAGGCCUGGUCGGUUUGAUCGUGAGAUUAUGGUUGGUUUUCCUGAUGAAUCUGCAAGGGAGGAGAUCCUUUCUGUGCUUACUCGCAAUCUUAAACUUGAUGGUUCAUUUGAUCUACGAAAAAUAGCCAAGUCUACGCCUGGAUUUGUUGGUGCUGAUUUGGCAGCUCUGGCUAACAAGGCUGGUAAUCUGGCGAUGAAGAGAAUAAUUGACGAAAGGAAACAUAAAUUAUCUCAAGAUCUCACGAGUGAGCAUGAGCAUACUGAAGACUGGUGGAGGGAACCUUGGUUGUCUGAAGAAAUGGAUAAGCUUGCCAUCAAAAUGUCUGAUUUUGAGGAAGCAGUCAAAAUGGUGCAACCUUCAUCAAAACGAGAAGGGUUCUCUUCCAUUCCUAAUGUAAAAUGGGAAGAUGUUGGUGGGCUUGAUCUUUUAAGACAGGAGUUUGAACGCGAAAUUAUAGGGCGUAUAAAACAGCCCAUGAACUAUGAGAGAUUAGGGAUAGAUCAUGAGACUGGAUUUUUGCUCUAUGGACCUCCAGGUUGUGGUAAAACACUGAUUGCAAAAGCCGUUGCAAAUGAGGCUGGAGCUAAUUUCAUUCAUAUUAAGGGACCUGAACUUUUAAAUAAAUAUGUUGGAGAAAGUGAGCUUGCAGUUCGGACAUUGUUUAGUCGUGCAAGGACUUGUGCUCCUUGUAUAGUUUUUUUUGAUGAGGUGGAUGCUUUGACAACCAAGGGUAAAGAAGGUGGAUGGGUUACUGAGCGACUAUUGAAACAGUUGCUUACCGAGUUAGACGGUGCAGAGCCGCGGCAAGGUGUUUUUGUGAUUGGUGCUACAAAUAGGCCCGAGGCGAUAGAUGAUUCUAUCCUCCGACCUGGUAGGUUUGGUAGACGUCUUUAUGUUCCUCUUCCAAGCCCGGAGGAGCGAGUUUUGAUAUUGAAAGCUCUUGCAAGGAAGAAGCCUGUUGAUGCCAGUGUGGAUCUCGGUGCAAUAGGAAGGAUGGAAGCCUGUGAUAAUUUAAGCGGAGCUGAUCUUGCCGCAUUGAUGCACCAAGCAGCAAUGGCCGCCCUUGAAGAGAUAUUGAUCUCAACUAAGACAAUUAGUGAUGGAGAUACUAUCAAGACAAGUCAUUUUGAGGUAGCACUGAGUAAAGUCUCUCCCUCUGUGUCAGACAUGCAAAAUAAGUACUACCAGCAAUUGUCAAUGAGGAAGGAGUGGAAGCGGUAAUUGUCAAUGACCUUUUUAUAGUAGGUGAUCGCAUUGCUUCCAGGAUAUGGUGGAAGAAACCAUUUCUAUUAUGGUGAAGUAUGGAGUGUAUUUGCUUCUGUAUGAGAUGGACAUGAUUCCUGCUAUCAGGAUAUAAUUUUUGGUGAAUGGUUGUAAUUUAUGGUUCUUUUUAUCAUUUCAUAUUGGUUAGAAUUUGUUGUAGUCAAUGUUACUUGAAUAUCAAUAAGAGUG